AUGCGUCGCCCAAGGCCCCAAGCCAACGGGCCGCCUCUCCUCGAAACUAUUCAAAAUAACAACAAAUUCCUUCAGAUUGCCGUCGCCGUCCAGUUGCUAAGUAAAAUAUUGGCUCAGACUUGACUUUGUUUUCUGAAAUUGUACUAAGAAACACAAGGGAAUGUGAGGAUGCGAGUACCAGAAUGUAUCGAACCCUAACAAGUGAUACUCGGUUCAAGAUAGGCAGAUUCUCUGUGGCAGUAACGUGUAUUGCUCUAGUUGGAGCCAUCGCAAAGACAUCUGACCUACAAAGUGGCUUUAUACGCGAUGUUCAGGCGGCCGCAGGCGGCCGGAAGCGAGCUAGACGGCAUCUCCCUGGAGCUCUUAUCACUCAGAACAGUACCGGAGUUUCUCGCAGAUGAUUUCAAAGGCGAAUAGUAAACAAAAAUUGCUCGGGAACCCCCCAGACACAAAUCUUGAAGAUUUUGAGAAACUGCCCUGUUGUAGUUACCGAUAUCGAGACGACACUCUGCAAACAUGAAGGUAAUGGUUUUAAAAGGGCUGUGAGGUCAACCGUAGGGAAGGAUUAUAUCUUGAGGUUGCGAUCAAAUUUGGAAGCUCAUAAGUCUGCUCUGGAAAUAGCAUUGGAUUUUGUUUCAAUGUAGAAUCUUCUUAUAGCUGUGUCCAACGAGUACUGACAUCAAUGCUAGGGUUAUGAUCAAAGAUAUCAGAGCCGAGACUCACGAUAUACGGAAUCGUACAUCUGUGCUACCGGCAAUCAAGGACGACAUCACCCAAAUUCUGGCUGAGGUUGGGCGCCUGCAAGAGAAUUUGCUCCGGGAGGAUAUAUGCAGACAACACACCUCCGGGUUCACGCUCCAGAGAUAUUUGGAAAAUCUCACGGUCUACGCAGAGACAGUUUACGACAUGUCUUCAAAUGGUUGCCAAAGUCUGAUGGAAUGUGAAGGGUCUCAGAGCCCACAACUAGUCCUCUCGAAACCCUACACUCCAGCCCGUCAAUCGCACAGGAAAAAUACAAGUGACCUAAAAGUAUCCGAAAGCGCCACUGCACUUCACAGUCUCGAAUACCAAAUUAAAACACAACCGUUCCCAACGAUUUUACCCAACACUUACCACAGACUCCUCCAGAACAACCCCAGAGUCCACCGUUUCCCAACCCAAUAAAGUCGUUCCGACCAAAGAGCCCUGCAGGAUAUUUCUACAUCCAAUGUAAUUGCUGCGACAAACCAAUCUCUGAUGACCAUUUCUAUCACUGGAGGAUUUGCAAAGAGGGUGACUUUGACUUGUGCGAAGAAUGCGUCAGUGAUGGAACGCACUGCGGCGAGGUCUCUCAUCGUAUGGUCAAACGCUAUAUAAAGGACCUGAUUGUUGCAAAGCACUUCUGAUGCAAGCUUGCCACCACCUAUACUAACAUGAAGACUCCUGCGCGCCGAUAUUCCGAGAACCACGCCAUUUGCCAGCUGCUGUGGCGCGGUCGAGUACUCACCUCCAGCCCAACGUAUUCAGUGGCGAAGAGUGAGGAGAGCAUGAAGGGGGUAUGCUCAGUCUCACUGCUUCCAUCUUUUGACGUAGAUAGUGUUCUCACUAUGGUAGCGCAAAACGCCGAAAAGCUUCAGGCAAGGCAAGAAUACGAGCGAAUGACGUCUCAAUUGUGCGAGUGGUGGUAUUGAGGUGGAAAUGUGGGUAAAGGACGAUGUUGAACUUGCUAGUCGAUGUCCAGGGUUGGUGCUCAAAAGUUCGGUGGCUGUCCUUCAUGGAAAGGUAAUUACAUACAGAGUGAAAAGGCGAAGCACUUCAUGUAACCAGAGAAGCAGGAUAAUUAGAUAUCUCAAUAAUA
Messenger RNA from Hymenoscyphus albidus, 1837 nucleotides. The record is from the annotation of a GenBank genome assembly. Lineage: Eukaryota; Fungi; Ascomycota; Leotiomycetes; Helotiales; Helotiaceae.